Messenger RNA from Argiope bruennichi, 4639 nucleotides. RefSeq lists its product as uncharacterized. Bases 1 to 3768 code for a protein of 1255 amino acids. The transcript is spliced from 3 exons. NCBI's taxonomy places the organism in Eukaryota, Metazoa, Arthropoda, Arachnida, Araneae, Araneidae. The record is from RefSeq and is a predicted model, not a curated record.
AUGACGAACCGUCAAAAUAAUCAAGGAUUCACUGACAAUCCCGAAAAGGAAGCAGACGAUAAUGGUAAUGUUCAGCGUUCCAUGACCAAACGAUCUCCGCCUGGCUCUUCUAUCCUGUUGUUUUAUAUGUCUCUUGCAAUUGCUAUAAUGUUAACUGUCAGCCAAAAAUCCAAUGAUGGAAUGCAGGUGCCAAAUAAUCAGAAUGCCCUCAUUACUCCAGGCCAAAUUUCAGCAAGAAAAAAUAACGGAAAUUUUAACAAUGAAAGGGAUUUAGAAGCAAUGGCUGCGCGAAUUGCGGAACUCACGGAUAGAAGCCUUAAAUAUGCGGAUGAUACUUCAAUGAAAAAUUUAAAACAUCAAAAGACAAAAGACGCCCAUCCGUUUCAGGAAAUAUAUGAUAAUAAUAAUUCAUCGUCAUCUUCUUUAACUGUAAAAUUAAACGCUGAAAAAGAAUCACAAAAGAUGCAUGAAAAAAACGAGGAAUUGCCAAAAUCAAAACAAGAAAACUAUUUGAAAAAGGCCGAAGAAGAUGAUAGUUUGGAAACAUUACCAUCCGAACAAAUAAAAACUUCAGACAGAACUCGGAAGUGGGAACACAGCUCGCCUCCAAGGAAUGUGCAGGAUAUUAAAUCUAGAAAAAGUUAUGAUGAAAAGCAAAGAAUUAUCAUGCCAUCCAAUGCAACCGAAGAGGAAACUCGUUUGCUAGGAAUAUGGAAAUUGCCUCCUGAAUUUAUAGGGUUCGAAAUUGAAGAUGGUAAAAGUGCAAACGUAGCGAAGCCAGCAGCAAUUGUUCAAUCUAGAUCUUUCAUUACAAAUCCAGAGAUUUCAAGUGUUCAACUAAAUUUUGUAGUUCCACAAGCGAAGAUGGUACGAGAAACCAAUAACAAAUCCUCAAUAAUAAAAAAUAAACAACGACGUCAACACAGUAAUGAUGAGUCUUAUUCAAGUGCUGAGCACUCCGGUGAAGGUCCGCCUUCAGAUGUGUACACAGAAACAGACAGUGAUUUAGGAAAAUUCUUGGACGAAGAUUAUAAAGCACGUAUUGAAAAAGAAGCAGAAGCCUUUAUAAAGAAAAAUAAACAAGAAAAUAAGGGGGAAACUGAUUCAUCAGAAGAUACCAAACAGCCGCCACAUUCUCAUAAACAUCAUAAGACUGCUUAUAGUAAUAAUCAUAUACCAUCUCCCCCAUUACCACAAAACGAUAACGUAUAUCAUGACAAUUCCAUACCAUCCAAACCUUAUUCUCAGAAAGAAUAUGUGUACCAUAACAGAAAUAAACCGUCUCAAAUACAUCCUCAAAGCGGAAAUGUUCCCAGCGAAGCAAACAAGCCUCCUCAGGCAUACUCCAAACAAAAAUUUGCAGUUCCUGGUGGAAGCAUAUACUUUUAUAAAGGUAUGGAUGGAAUGUUAUACGAUCCAGCUCUGUUUCCAGGUCUAUUUGAAUCGACUAAAACUCGAAACUCUCCGAAAAUGAAUGAAGAUUAUAUUCCUCCUUCUAGUGAAGUCUACAUCAGUCCAGAUUACGAGACUCACCCUUUGUACCUUGAAGAUGGUUACCCAAUAGUGUAUUCAAAUAUUGCACAUCAUCCAUCUUCGAAUUUCGAACAACAACCAAAACUGUUGCUAGUGCAUCCUAUUCCAGAAUCAGAAGUAAUCAAUGAAAAGCAGCAUCGGAACUUACGGCCAAUUGCACCCCCUGGACACCAUCAAUACGCACAGCCGCAAAACAAUGAAAAUCCUCGACGACCACCUCCAGUUUAUGAAAAACACCUACGAGAAGCAUUAAAAGUCAGUGAUGAACAAUAUAGGGAAUCACCGCCUACAAGCUAUGAACAUCGAGAAAGAGACAUACCAGAACAUGAUGAAUACAGACAAUUUCAAACGAAUGUUAAUGGAUAUCAUUCAAGUGCUCUGCACCAACAAAGACAACCUAGUUUCAAGGAACAAGAAUCUCAUCAAUUCAACUCUGACUCAUCAGAAGAGGAUUCCGAUUGCUCAUCUGAAGAAAAAGGGUUCGAUCAAACAUCCGGAUUAGAUCAAGACCAUUUACCAGUUGCUCCGGUUCCUCAAGCUAAACUAAAUAUAAAUAAUCCUAUUCCUGUUACUGCGCCUCUUGAACAUCAUAGAUCUCAUGAAAACUACAAUUCGCAACAAUUUAAUGAUUAUCCAGUGAAUCACAAUAGGUAUUUACCUCUAGAGCCCAUUACUGAACAGAAAAAUAUAAAUCCUCCCAUGAUAACAUCAAGCCAUGAAUAUUCGCCUCAAGAACCCAUUUCAGAGCAAGAAAACUUGAAUCCUUAUCCAGUGAAUCACAAUAGGUAUUUACCUCAAGAGCCCAUUACUGAACAGAAAAAUAUAAAUCCUCCCAUGAUAACAUCAAGCCAUGAAUAUUCGCCUCAAGAACCCAUUUCAGAGCAAGAAAACUUGAAUCCUCCAAUCAAUCAUCCAUAUUCUCAUGAACAAAACACAGAGCCAGUCGAACCAUAUGGUGAAGAAAAAGAAAAUCCUGAAACCUUCCAAUACGAGAGGAAACAUAAAUAUCAAGUUGCAAUGUACGAACAUGAUGAAUCAAUCUACCAAAGCAAUGCACCUGAGAUUUCUCCUUAUGAACCAGAAGUAAAAACAAGUUCUGAAGAAUUUACACCAACGCAUCCAGUAUCAUCAGCUGAAGAACCAAAUACAAUUCCGCAAAACCAAAACCCAAAUUUUAUAUCUCCUCAAGACCAGACACGUCACAUUCGAUUCGAAAGUGGUUUUCGUCCCAUGUCAGCUCCAGCUGCCUAUGGCCCAAAACCAGAUUGCCAUCGAUCUAUUGAUUCCGACAUUUCUCAAAGUGACCCACAUGUAAAUAGUAUGCCUUCACCUCAUCAUCGCCAAGGUUUAGAACAUUCUGAUGCAGGAAGAUCACCUCCAACCUACCAUGACAGUCCUCAUGCUGGAACGAAUGUAAAUAACAUGAAGUCACCAAAUCAAAAUGGAAAACACUUCGAAACGGAAGGAUCUGUCGAAGAAGAUUUUCAUCCUCACACCUAUCCACAGGGAGAGCGCAUUCCACAACAGCAGUAUAAAGACAAAUCUUCAGAAAUAACAAGACCCACAGAACAAGCAUCUCGACCACCUUCAUCUUAUUCAAAUUCGAAUGAAGAUAAAGGUCCUGAGAAUAGUCACCAGCCAAAACUAAGAGUAGUCACUGCUCCAAUACAGCAUUUAAAGCAAAGCAACCAUCCUGACGCAAACCAAUACAGAGAAGGUCAUUUUGAAAAAGAUUUAAAUCUAAAUCCAGAAGCACCGUCACGUUACCGAGAAUUGUCAGAGCCACAAAAUGAAGUGUCCAGCGAAAGAAAGAAAUCAAAGAGAAGAUCGUCUAAAAAUUCAAAAGGAAGACGCAACAAGCGAAAUGGUAAAAAGGGAAACAAAAAUGAAAAGAAAUCAAGAAAGCAUAGAUCAACAAGAGAAAAAAUGAUGACCGCUGCUGCCACUUACCACUGGGGAAUGGAAAACCAUAAAGACAAGGACGGAUUUUUUCUUUACGCCAAUGUUCCCCGAGAUGAUGCCUACGAGUAUGGUUACCGCAUGGGAGGGCCAGAACAACUCGUUGAAAAGCACCACAGAACAGAAGGCGAGAGGUCCACGAUUAAACUAAACUGGGAGGACAAGAAUGGAGACUCUGGAGAUCAAUACUGGGAAUUCAAUCACAACUCUUCUGAAGGCGAGGAUGAAAAGCCAAAGAAAAGAACUCAAAAAAGCACUAAGCCAGCUGCUGAUUAGAUACGAACUGCAUUCAAAAUUUAGUAUCAAGUCAAUUAUAGUGUUGUGCGUUCCAUAACAAAGCCAUUCAUUUAUUGAGUACAUCUACAAAAAGGCUACAAAUGACAUAGAAGACGCUGUAACCUUCUCAUUGUGUUGUUUCAUUAUCAGUGUAAUACAAGAUUUAGAAAAUCAUUUCAUUACCAUCAUACUAUUUGGCAUUAUUUCUCACUCUAUUUGAAAGAAAAUUCUUUAAUUGUUAAAAAAAUCAUCUGCAUUUAAAGGCAAGUACAGACUAUAAAUGUGCAACAAAUGACACAUUUCUUUCAAAUAAAUGGUUUGAUAAGAUUGUAUCUCUUUUUCAAGAUAAAGGAAGGCUAAUCCAGAAUGGACCAUGGUCAAGGCGCUACCCAGCAUCUCUCCAAACAUCCAUAUGACACUAGCAGAAGAAUGGUUAAUUUUGAGAUUUAAACAUUCAAUUGGCUAGAAUGUAGAAAGUUGUCCUAACGAGUCUCUCCAAUAACAGCUGGAACAUAGAAAGUCAUUCUUUCUACAUUCUAGAGAGGUAGGAAGAUUCAGAUGCUGCAUAGUUGAUGACCAAUUAAAUUUCUAUCAGUCUCGAAUCUAAAAACAUCCAUGCAAAAGCAAAGAUUCUCCCAAAGGCCACCAGAUAAAACCAACGAAAUGUCUGCCCCUUAAGCCUGAAAUCUGCUAAUCUUCCAAACCAGAAGCAAAGAUUUUCUUACCUAUCUACCAUGGCUCUCCUUUCUGAUUAACUCACUGGAAAGGUCCAUCCAUGGUGUUAAUUAAACUGAACUGAAUUAUAUCAACAAUGAAACAAGUAAUAAUGAGUACAAUCUAGAUUCAACAAGUAGAACCUACUCCUAUGUCU